Molecule: messenger RNA, 2469 nt
Organism: Fomitopsis serialis
Lineage: Eukaryota; Fungi; Basidiomycota; Agaricomycetes; Polyporales; Fomitopsidaceae
Product: DNase I-like protein
Exons: 4
Coding region: 1-2469 (822 amino acids)
Biological process (GO): phosphatidylinositol dephosphorylation
Molecular function (GO): phosphatidylinositol-4,5-bisphosphate 5-phosphatase activity; protein binding
Source: RefSeq, a predicted model, not a curated record
AUGCACGACGGCGAAGCGCUGUUGCACCCCAGCUCGGCACCUCCUACGUCCUCCCCGGCGACCGAGCGUAGGGCAUUCCAACCGCCGCCGAAGCGCGGCAUCGGGCUCAAUGACAAGCUUCCGGCGGCGCGCCCCCGGCAGCAGGCGUCCGGGUCGUCGAGCGAGUCCGAAGAGGAGGAGUUCAAGAAGGUCGAGUCGCUGCCGGACAUGACGCGCUCGUCGCGCCGGCCGCCCGUGGUCGACUGCCACAAUUACUCCGAGUUCAACAUCCAUGUCGCCGCGUACACGAGCACCGUCGCCGUGUCCGGGCACACCGUUGCGGUCGCACACCACCAUCACAUCAAGAUCUACGACCUGUCUGUGUCCGAGGCACCCGUGCGGAACAUCGACAGCCGGGAUGCGGGCCUGGACAAGCUGAACGGGUUCAAGGUGACAGCGAUGGAGUUCAAGGCGACACUCAACGCGGCGGAUCGCGGCGCGUUCCUCUGGCUCGGGUGCAAGGACGGGAGCCUGUACGAGCUCGAUAUUCGCUCGGGCAAGAUUGUCGUUACGAGGCCGGUGGCUCACACACACGCGGUGACGCACAUAUUCCGGCACGCGCGCGCGAUGGUGACGAUGGACGACUCGGGCAAGGUGCUCGUGUUCGUGCCCGAGCUUGACAGCGCGGACGACGUCCACCUCGUGUAUACCCAGCCGCGCGUCGUGCGCAUCACGGAGAAGCAGGAGUUUGCGAAGCUCCUUGGGGGUCAACUCUGGACUUCGACGCGAGAUCCGAAUAACGGGGGGUCGGUGGCAAGCACGUCGAGGGGCCCGAUCGUGAGGGUGUACGAUGUGUUCUCGCCUGGGAGCACUGGCAGGUCGUUGUUGCCGACUGAACACCUCGGUGCAGUGACAUCAGGAACCAUCCUGCCGUCUCAGCCCGACAAGGUCUAUCUCGGGCACGAGGGCGGCCAUAUCAGUAUUUGGCAGCUCACCACGAAGGAUGGGGUGCCGAUGUGCGAAGAGGUCAUCAAGAUCUCGACAUCGGACGUCCUGAGCCUAGAGGGAGUGAACGACCGGCUGUGGGCUGGAGGACGCAUCGGCAUGAUAUCUGCGUACGACGUCGUGCCGAGACCGUGGGUGGUUACCAAUUGCUGGCAAGCGCAUACGAAACUUCCUGUGCUCAGACUAGUUGUAGACACUUGGAGCAUCGAGAAGCUUGGUCGGCUUACUGUGUACAGCAUAGGGAGAGACGAGAAGCUCCGUUUCUGGGACGGUCUGUUGGGGACGCAGUGGGUCGACCAAGAGCUGAUGAAGCGCGAAGUGGAAUUCAGCACCUUCCGGACGAUCAAAGCCCUCAUCGUCUCCUGGAACCUCGACUCCGCCAAGCCCGAAACGCUCACGGGCACGCCCGAGAACGACCACUUCCUACGCGAUGCGCUCACGAGCGUCGACGACCCGGACAUCAUCGCGUUCGGCUUCCAGGAGCUCAUUGACCUGGAGAGCCGCAAGAUGGCCGCGAAGACAGUGCUCUUGGGAGGGAAGAACAAGUCACCCGACGGCGCAAUUUCGCAGAAGGUCUCGACGAGCUACAAGAAGUGGUACGAUUGCUUGGUGCUGGCGGUCCAAAGGGCGAUGCCGCCCGACGAGCCGUAUACGGUCAUACAUACGGAGAACCUCGUUGGGCUGUUUAGUUGUAUAUUCGUGAAGAACACGGAGCGGAUAUCGCUGAAGCACGUCGCGAUCACUACGAUCAAGCGUGGUAUGGGUGGACGGUAUGGCAACAAGGGUGGUAUUGUCGCGCGUUUUGUCAUUGACGAUACCUCGAUAUGCUUCAUCAACUGUCACUUGGCUGCUGGGCAACACCAUGUGCGCCAACGAAAUGCCGACGUCGCAGCCAUGCUAGAAGAGAAAUCCGUUUUCCCAGAAUCGGACGCGGUUGAAGAACCACUAGCGUAUGUGAACGGCGGAGAUGGUUCCAUGGUGCUGGAUCAUGAAGUCGUCUUCAUGAACGGGGACAUGAACUACCGCAUCGAGCAUCGGCGUGAUCUCGUCGCUGCCGCCAUCAAAGCCGGAGACCUUGAAACCCUACUCUCAUACGACCAACUACUCCGAGAGAUGAAGACCAAUCGCGCCUUCCGCCUGCGCUCCUUCUUUGAAGGGCCGAUCACGUUCGCGCCAACCUACAAAUACGACCGUCGCUCGAAUGAGUACGACACGUCCGAGAAGGCGCGCGUGCCGGCGUGGUGUGACCGGGUGCUCUGGCGCUCGCGCGAGCCGUCGCGCGUCGAGCAGCUGCACUACCGUCGGUACGAGGUGAACGUGUCGGACCACCGGCCGAUCUCAUCUGCAUUCCGAAUGACGGUCAAGUCGGUGCAGCAUGAGGCGCGCGCGCACGUCAAGAGCGAAGUAGUGGCACGCUGGAAACAACACGAACGCGCGCUCCUCAAGGCGUGCCACCAGUUCUUCGUCGACCAGGCGAUGAUAUGA